CCGACUAUCUAAUCUUCUGACUUAGUCCCUCACUCAGUUAUUACUCGGCAUAAUUCUGUUGGCAGAACAACCAACUUCCGCGCUCGCGUACUACCGAAUACUAGGUUACACUUACUUAAAUUCAAUGAACACUGUCAUAUAGUGCGCUGCUAUAACUUUUGUCUUAAACUUUAUCUAAGUAUUUUAAACUCGACGAUUUAAAUAAAAGUCGUUAAAAAUACGCAUCUCGGCUAUUUAAAAUUGAUUUAUUUAUUCAUUUCGUCAUCUCAAUUAUUUCAAGUGUGAUAGUUAAAAUUUAUUGAUGAUAACAAAUAAAAUAUUUAGAGUGUCAUAACAUAUGCCAGUUAAUUAAAACGGAAAAUAGUAAUAACUGUUAAUUAUUUAUUCACGUCAUCAAAAUGUCACGUUAUAUUUAAUUCAUCAACAUCAGCACCGACUGGAAGUAAUUAUAGGAUAUCAGAAACUUCGCCGCACACUGAGUACAAGCUGAGAAUGUCUCGGGGGCAGGCAAACUGGUCAGAUGAACCCGAAGACACCAAUGGCAUUGCCAGACAAAGUCAACCUGGUCAGUCGACUCAGCCAACUCAGCCGCCUCAGCCAAGUAGUUCCACGAGAGCAUGCACACCUCAGCACACCGAGCAACAUCUUCCACAUACCUACGGUGGGUUCAAAUUCGGGCUGUACGGAUGGCGGAAAAGAUGCCUCUAUUCGCUAGUCCUCGGUCUUAUGAUCAUCGUCAUCUUGAACCUCGCACUCACACUCUGGCUGCUUAAGGUCAUGGAAUUUAGUUCGGAAGGCAUGGGCUCGUUGAAAAUCGUACCAGGCGGCAUUGAACUCAGGGGCCAGGCCGCUAUUUUAGAUGCUCUCAUUGCAUCAAGUGUACGAUCAAGAAAGGGGAGGAAUCUUGUGCUCGAAUCAUGGAGCAACUUUACAGCCUCUGCCAGAGCUCGCGACGGCCGGCUCUUGGCACGAUUUACACUCAGCGAAGAUCGAGUAGACUGCGUAUCAAAAGGCUUCCGGAUAACGGAUCCCAGAGGCGGUGUGCUUUUUUCAGCAGACCGAGACCAAGUUGUCGUAGGAGCUGCGACCUUGAAAGUAACUGGGGUCGGUGGUGCUGUCUUUCGUGGAAGUGUGCAGACUCCAUUGGUGCGAGCCGAGCCCGGCCACAGUCUGAGGCUAGAGUCAGCAACGAGAGCACUCGAGAUAAAAGCACCGGAGCGAAUAGUAAUAGAAUCAAGGGCAGGUGAAAUUUUAGCAUCCUGUUUGUUGGACCUGACGCUCCAGAGCAUCGAGGGCGCUAUCAGAAUCGAUGCUAAAUCAGUCUUCCUGAAGGAUCUCAAAAUGGGCACACCCGUGCAGAGACACUCGACCAGAGAACAGCAGCAGCAACAGCAGCAGCAGCAGCCACCGCGAAACGGGAGAUCUUCGAGUGACCAGAGGGAAUCAAACAUCUACCAGCUCUGUGUCUGUGCCAGCGGCAAGUUGUUUCUCGCGAGACCAGAAGGUGUCUGCCAAGCAGACAAAACCGUCUGCUAAUGUCGACUGAAGCGAUCCCUCGGGGAAUUUAUUGUUUGUUAUUUAUUUUUCUCGGGGGAGCGCACCACUUCGCUAACUAAAAACUCAUCGUUUUGUAUGCAUAACGAUACUCUGAUGAAAAAUAAAUCCUUGAUGAUUUAAUAUCUUCAAUAAUAUGUCGUCUUUUAGAUUUUGCUAACAACAAAUAAACAAACAAACAAACAGACAAGUAAAUAAACACCACAAACUGUUGGUCUAAGAGAUUAUUAUUUAUAAAUCAAUAAGUGUUUUGAUACACGACUGUAAAUUUUAAACAAAUAAUAUUUAAUAACG
Messenger RNA from Microplitis demolitor, 1848 nucleotides. RefSeq names its product zeta-sarcoglycan (gene Scgdelta). Gene Ontology annotation, biological process: heart contraction; cardiac muscle tissue development. The record is from RefSeq and is a predicted model, not a curated record. Gene Ontology annotation, cellular component: sarcoglycan complex; sarcolemma. Lineage: Eukaryota; Metazoa; Arthropoda; Insecta; Hymenoptera; Braconidae. Bases 493 to 1536 code for a protein of 347 amino acids. The transcript is spliced from 6 exons.